CCAAAACAUGAUAAAUAAAGUACUUCUUCCACUUCCACAUUCUUCAACUUUUUUCCUAUUUUUAAAGAUUAAUGUAAAUAUUUAUUACCACUGAUUUGAUAAUAAAAAAAGAAACAACAAAUCACUAUCAACAUGAAAGCUACUUGUGCAGCAUUUAGAUUAGCAAAUUAUUAUGAUAACGAUGGGAAUAGUUGUGAGGCUACUUCAGCCAUGAAGCCAACAAAACCUCUAGAAACCGCUCUAAUUGUUGUUCAUAUAUUUUUUACAAUAUUACCAACAUAUUUCUCGGUUUUUGCCUCUCACGUAGUAUCGCAGAAAAUAGAAUUUUCUAAAGAAACAUGGAAAUAUGUUUUGGAUUUCGUACUGAUUGUUGUGCCAAUAGUUUUGAAUGUGACGAUUUGCAAUCCAUAUGUUGAGGGGAUUUGCGUGAUUUUGAUGAUCUUGACGGGAGUGACACUUUGGAGGAGCCAAUUGACUCCCAUGGAAAUCAAGCAGAAAGUUAUAAGCCUUGGCAAUCAACCAAAGUCCCUAACUUUGAUUCGAUCCAGUAUCAACAUCAUUACAGCUGUCUGCAUUCUCGCCAUAGACUUCUCGACAUUCCCCAAAUCGUUCCGUAAAAGUCGCUACUAUGGUGUGGGCCUUAUGGACACUGGAAUUGGAUUGUUUGUCUUGAGCAUGGGUAUCGUUUCAAAGCCUCCAAAAACCCGGAAGGACUUCCUUAAAAUCCCCAAAAUGGUAGGACCCGCUUUUAUUCUUGGUCUAGCCCGAACGAUUGUAAUUCAAGCCAUCGGUUACCAUCAAGACGACACAGAGUAUGGCAAACACAUGAAUGCAUUCUUCACUCUAGGAUUGACGAAGCUCUUCGGUGGAUUGAUCAGUGCAAUUGUGGGAUCAGAAUUACAAUUGCUCCUGUUGGGGGUUUUCAUUCUCACAGCCCACGAGUGUCUUCUUCUUAAUUCCAUUGCUGAUUUCGUCAUGUUUCGAAAAGAGGAUCGAUCGACAUUCUUUCUUGCAAAUCGAGAGGGAUUCUGCUCACUUCCUGGAUUCAUAGCAAUCUAUCUGCUGGCCAUGUACGUUGGACGUAUGUUAUUUUCUGAAACAACCCUCAUGGUCGAGGAGUACUCGAAGAAGGUGAAACGAUUAGCUGUGAUGGCUGCCUGCGCUUGGAUUAUCACAUUCAUUUGUAUCCCCACAAUUCAAAUUUCCCGUCGCAUUGCUAACUUUGGAUAUGUCUCCUGGACACUGUCAAUCGCUUUGACAUUACUUUUCUUCUAUAUAAUUCUCUCGGAUUAUGUUUUCUUUGCGUGGUCAAAGUCGGGAGAGUAUAAGCUGCCUUCGCUGAUGGAAGCAACAAAUCGCAAUGGAUUGGUUUUCUUUCUUGUGGCGAAUGUCCUCACAGGUUGCGUUAAUAUUUUCUUAGAACCAGGCGGGCGUAGUCCCAGUAUUACAGUUGUUAUUUUAAGUCUGUACAUGUUGUUAUGUAGUUCUCUAGUUUAUGUACUUUUAAGAUUACGAAUUAAAAUUGCCUGAGCG
This is a messenger RNA of Eupeodes corollae, 1533 nucleotides long. RefSeq lists its product as uncharacterized. NCBI's taxonomy places the organism in Eukaryota, Metazoa, Arthropoda, Insecta, Diptera, Syrphidae. The transcript has a single exon. Gene Ontology annotation, biological process: GPI anchor biosynthetic process; protein localization to plasma membrane. Bases 133 to 1530 code for a protein of 465 amino acids. Gene Ontology annotation, cellular component: endoplasmic reticulum; membrane. The record is from RefSeq and is a predicted model, not a curated record. Gene Ontology annotation, molecular function: glucosaminyl-phosphatidylinositol O-acyltransferase activity.